Hymenoscyphus albidus is the source of this 2299-nucleotide messenger RNA. Lineage: Eukaryota; Fungi; Ascomycota; Leotiomycetes; Helotiales; Helotiaceae. The record is from the annotation of a GenBank genome assembly.
GCUUGAAGUGACAAGCUCGAGUCACAGCAAUAAACUCGCGGAAAAUCCAACCUACUCACCCACCAAUUGCGCAAUUCUCCCAACCUACAUCAGGCAAGACGGCCUUCUCGUAGAAGCAUUCGCGUCUUCGUGCACUACUAUUUGGCAGGAUGGCAGGCCGAUCGAAUGGCAACGCCAAUGGAGUGCAGUACACAUUGACUGCGCUCAAUCGAUGGUCGGUCGCAAACAAACAAUUACCUCGUAAGUUGGUACUGGGAUCUGCGAGGAAGUUUGCUGCUCACCAAAUAUAGCGAUCGAAAAAAUCAAGACAAUUCAUGUCUACGAUUUUGAUAAUACUCGUAAGUAACCAUCCGCGAUACGAUGCGCCUGCGCUUGUACUGACACGAUCCCAGUCUUCAACAGCCCCCUCCCAAAUCCCAAAUUAUGGAAUGGUCCUACCGUAGGCUUCCUGCAGACACAAGAAGGUAUCAUAAAUGGCGGAUGGUGGCAUGAUGCGCGCAUCCUUGGAGCUACUGGUGAGGGCGUCGAGAAAGAAGAGCCUCGAGCUUGGGAGGGCUGGUGGAACGAACGAAUUGUCGAGCUGAUCAGGCUCAGCAUGGAGCAGAAGGACGCAUUGACAGUUCUCCUGACUGGACGUGCGGAACCUGCUUUUGCAGAGUUGAUCAAGAAGAUGGUGACCUCCAAAGGCCUCGAGUUCGAUAUGGUUUGUUUGAAACCCCCGCGUGGGCCAAACCAGGAAUGUUUCUCGAGUACCAUGAUGUUCAAGCAGUGUCUUCUGGAGUGCCUGAUGGAGACAUACAAGUCGGCAGAGGAAAUCAGGAUCUAUGAAGAUCGUAUCCGUCAUGUCAAGGCCUUUAGAGAAUAUUUCACCGACUACAACAGACGUCAAAAUGGCAUGGGCGGUGCACCAACUCGUGGCCCUAUUGUCGCCGAGGUAGUCCAAGUUGCUGAUGGUGCCACGCAGUUGGAUCCUGUUCUUGAGACGGCUGAAGUCCAGCGGUUGCUCAAUGAUCAUAAUACUCAAGUCACCAAAGCCCGACGAGGCACACGUCUUCAGAUCAAAAAGACAGUUUUCUAUACCGGAUAUUUGAUCAGCAAAACUGACACUCAGAAGCUACUUACAUUAGCUCAGCUCCCACCUAAUAUGCCAGAUGCAGAGAUGAAGUUUCUUGCAAACAACAUUCUCAUUACUCCUCGUCCCGCACCAGAAAGCAUCCUUGAGAAGGUGGGUGGCAUGGGGAGUAAGACUACCUGGGAAGUCACAGGUACUGCAGUCUUUGAGAGCAAGAUAUGGGCAGCUUCGGUGAAACCUGUUCCAGAAACCACAAAGUACUAUACUGAAAACCCAAGUCCAAUCGUAGUGCUUGCUCUUCGAAAGGGUGCUCGCCCAAUCGACGCAGGUAAGAUCCAGAAUUGGCAGCCUGUUCCCCCUGAGAAGCAGUUCGUUUUCGAAAGUUACGUUGGCGAGAAAAUUCUGCUUCGCAUAGAAGAAGAGAAUUCCACAGAAAAUGAGUACGAGAGUUUGUUUCCAAACAAGACUUUAAAGCGGAAGCAUGAUGACGAUGAUAUGAGCAGGUCCAGUGGCUCCUAUGGAAACAAUGGUGGUAAUCACGGAGGGGGGAGAAAUCACAAUCAAAAGGAAAACUACAAUGGCCGAGGUGGUCGGGGAGGACGAGGUAAUCGUGGAAAUGGAGGAGGAAGAGGUCGUGGUAGUAAUGGCCGCGGUGGUAGAGGACGAGGAGGAGGCCAUGGAUACCGGUCACUGGAUGAUGUUGACCGGAAUCACUCUGGCACUCCUCCUUCGUAUAAUGCCGCCGUCACCUACGAGGAUUUCCCACCGCUUCAAAAACAGUAUCAGACUCCUCAGCAACUUGUCCAGCAGCAGUUUCAACAAUACCAGAAUUACCAACAAUCGAUGCAAGCCAAAGGAGGCAAACCAGGAAACGGAGAGUUGCAAUACAACUAGUGGGACUGUAUCGUUAUUAGAUUGUUGGUUGGAAUGUAUUCGCGGAUGUGCUUUUCAAGCUGGAUGGGGGGAACAAAAUUUGUAUUGUAGGAGUACUGAUUACUGGCAUGACGGGCGUCAAAGGGGGUUUGGUUGGUUGCAUUGUGGUGUUGGUUGGUGGAUAUCUUUCCAUGGAUUUUUGAGCUUGUAUUAAUUAGGUUCACGAGCGAGAGGAAGGCUUGGGGACUUGGAAUGAAAAGUAUAGGAUUACGAAUUGUAUUUUGUACAGUAGAUUAGUUGGUGUGGUAUUCUAUAUGUAUCAUCAAGGUUUUCUUAUGGCUGUAGUGAGGGAGG